AUGACAAGAACAAUUGAUUUAUGUUCUGAUGUAACGACAACGUCAACAAAAGAAUCGAUUCAUAGAAUGUUACAUUCAGCAAUACCAAAUUCACGUUCACCAACGUCUGAUGAUGAUUCAGGAUGUGCAAUUGAAGAAUAUGCGUGGGUUCCACCUGGUUUAAAAGCAGAUCAAGUUAGACAAUUUUUCAAAUGUUUACCGGAGGAAAAAGUGCCAUAUAUCAAUUCAAUUGGAGAAAAAUAUCGUACAAAAAAAUUAGAAGAACAAUUACCACCACACGAUUCUGAUCCGAAACAUUGUCGAUAUUUGACUGAAGAAGAAAAAAAUGAAUUGAAAAUAUUUAGUGAACAACAGCGACAAUCGGCACUCGGGCGUGGUACUGCCAAACAAAUAUCAUUAACACAACCAUCGUUGACCUGUUGUGGAUGUCAGAAGUCAAUUGAAUCGGGCUCAGUCGCUGUUCAUGCUGAGCGUGGAGGGCGAAAUGGUUAUUGGCAUCCACAGUGUUUCGCGUGUAAAAUAUGCAAAGAAUUUUUGGCCAAUUUAAUUUAUUAUUACAAAGAUGGAAAUUUGUAUUGUGGACGACAUCACGCUGAAUUGUACAAACCAAGAUGUUCCGCGUGUGAUGAGAUUAUAUUUGCUGACGAAUGUACCGAAGCUGAAGGUUAUUCUUGGCAUAUGGAUCAUUUUUGUUGUAAUAAUUGUUCAAAACGUUUGGGUGGUGAACGUUAUGUGAUGAGAAAUCAUCAUCCAUAUUGUUUAAAUUGUUUUGAGAUAAUGUACGCUGAAUACUGUGAUACAUGUGGUGAACAAAUUCAAACCGAUCAACCACAAAUGGCACAUGAAAGUCAACAUUGGCAUGCAACAGAUCAAUGUUUUUAUUGUUAUACCUGUCGUAUACCGUUACAAAACCGUGGAUUUUUUCCCAAAUUUGGCGCACUCUAUUGUUCAAAUGAAUGUGCUCGACAACGUACAUCAUCAUCAAAACCAACACAUAUCAAAGAUGAUUACAUGACAGACAAUGGUCCCGAUAUCAUACCAACUUUUGGUACACAUGCCAAACUUCAACAACAUUCACGACCACCACCAACAUUGUUACAAAAACAACAACCCGUGAAAACAAAUUUUUCAUCAUCGGCUAAUAAUACAAACGGUAUACAACUAAAAAGUGGUUUAAGAAAUAAUGGUACAUCCUCAUCACCCUAUCGUAAUCAGACAUCAAAAUCCUCGGCACCAAUCUCAAAGAAUUCUGGAAGAUAUGUUAGUAGCCAUAUACCAGGUGGAUAUGUCUCAGAUGGACCAUGUUUAAUGCAUAAACGAGAAACGUCAAGUGGUUAUAUGUCGGAUGGAACAGCUGCUAAACGACAGACAACUAAUAUAAAUAAUGGUUAUGUUGGUAAACCACAAGUAUUUUUGCAAUUUCAAUCACAACAACAGAAUCCAGGUAAUCGUCAAAAACCGAUCAAUAUAUCAAAAAGUCGUUCUCGUGAACCGAUAACAUUUUAUAAUGAUUUAAAUCUCGAUCAAUUAGAUCGUGACGGUGCUGCUUUGGAAAUUGCACGAUAUAGCUCAACAAAACCAAACACUGGUUCAAGUUCCAAAUCAUCUCGAUCAUCAUUGCCCGAUUUACGUCGAAAAAUACUAAUUGAACAACAGAAUAAAUACCCAACUAACAAUGAUAAUAACAUGAAUACAAUGACAUAUUCCCAAGAAACAUUAACUGAUCAAAAUUCAAAUAAUUAUUAUGAUAAUCGACAUUCUCGUUCAUCAUCUCGUAUUAAACAUUUUGAUUCAAAUGAAAUAAUGUACCCUAUAUCGAGACCAAAGUCUGUUCAUUGUUCAACAUCAAACAAUCAGUUUCCGCGAUCAAAAUCUCUAAAUGGUUCAAGUCGUUUUUCAUCAUCAACAACGAAACAGCAUCAUCAUGUUCGUUUCGAAGAUGAACAACAACAACAACAACAACAACACUAUUCAUCGGCAAAUUGUCGUAAUUCUUAUCAGCGGAAAAAGAAUCCAUCACCAUCACAACAAAACUAUCAGUAUCGAAAAUAUCGACAUCAUCCACAAUUAAUCAAUGAUUAUUCCUGUUCAAGUUCAUCAUCGGAUGAAUAUGAUGAUUUCGACAAUAUCUAUAAUCAAUAUGAUAUUAAUGUUAAUCGUCUGAAAAAAUCAAAUACUGGAGUUAAAAUAAGUUAUGUUGACGAUUGUUUACAACAAACACACACAUCAACAUCAAAUCGAGGGAUGAGAAAAAAAGAUCAACAACAACAACAACCGCAGCAGCAGAAAAAACAACGACGAAAGAAAGAUUGUAUUAUUAGCUAA
Molecule: messenger RNA, 2325 nt
Organism: Didymodactylos carnosus
Lineage: Eukaryota; Metazoa; Rotifera; Eurotatoria; Philodinida; Philodinidae
Source: the annotation of a GenBank genome assembly